CGUUUAUAAAUAUAUAUUAUACAACAAAUCUACAAGUAUUAGAGAGAGAGAGGGAAGGGGUUUUUGUCGGUGUUUGAUUUCCGCUCAAAUUUGCUUUCGAGAAUAACAACGCUGCAAACGCAGAUGACAAGAACCUUAAUACGCAGGCUGUUUGUUGAAGCGACGCCGCAAUUGCUCCACCUCACUGCCUUGAGCAUGCUUCUCUUUUCUCUCUCUGACGUUUCUUGAAUACUCCGUCCUAUUUAUUCAAGUAUACAGAAUCCACCUCUUGUUAUAAUUUAAAGUGAUUUAGAGAGAGAAAUGGAGGGUUGUGGUGCUGCUGUUGAUGCUGGUGCUGUGGGCAACCGCCGUGUGAGGGCGGCGGCGGGGACUAGGAGGAGGAGUCAGAAGCCGUACAAAGGCAUAAGGAUGCGCAAGUGGGGGAAGUGGGUGGCGGAAAUUAGAGAACCUAAUAAAAGAUCAAGAAUCUGGCUGGGAUCUUACUCCACCGCUGAGGCGGCGGCCAGAGCCUAUGACACGGCGGUCUACUACCUACGUGGCCCCACGGCCAAACUCAACUUCCCUGAUGAAAUCUCCGUUGCGGGGCCCAAGGACCUCUCUGCUGCCGCCAUACGGGCCAAGGCGGCGGAAGUCGGCGCCCGAGUUGAUGCACUCCAUACUAAUAGUUUCUCACCGGCUGGUGAAUUUGAAGAAGAGAAGCAUGCAAACAAAUCCCUCAAACCUUCUUGGUUUCAAGAGAUUGUUGACCUCAACAAGAAGCCCGAGCCCGAAGACUCAGAUGUUAAUUAUUGGUGAAGAACAUGAUAGAAAUUCAACUAGAAAUAUUUUAAUUUUUAUCUUUUGUUGUUUGUAUCUUGGGUUUGUACUGGUCAAAAAAUGAACCCUCAAAUCCUAGUUUUGUUUGAUAUUAAUGUUAAUAUUUAGCUUUUCUUAAUUUUA
Molecule: messenger RNA, 939 nt
Organism: Olea europaea var. sylvestris
Lineage: Eukaryota; Viridiplantae; Streptophyta; Magnoliopsida; Lamiales; Oleaceae
Product: ethylene-responsive transcription factor ERF011-like
Exons: 1
Coding region: 301-795 (164 amino acids)
Biological process (GO): regulation of DNA-templated transcription
Molecular function (GO): DNA-binding transcription factor activity; DNA binding
Source: RefSeq, a predicted model, not a curated record